Molecule: messenger RNA, 924 nt
Organism: Diutina rugosa
Lineage: Eukaryota; Fungi; Ascomycota; Pichiomycetes; Serinales; Debaryomycetaceae
Exons: 1
Coding region: 1-924 (307 amino acids)
Source: RefSeq, a predicted model, not a curated record
AUGAGUGUUCGUCACGCCUCCCACGCCGGCUCGUGGUACACCAGCGACAAGCACAAGCUUAAACUGCAGCUCGCCGGCUUGUUCCAGCAAGCGCUGCUGGUGGUGGGCGACUCGCUGGUCCCUGGGGCCCGGUUUCUCGUCGGGCCCCACGCGGGCUACACCUACCUGGGCGAGCGGUUGGCGGAGACGUUUGCCGCCUGGGACGCCCACUCCACUCGACGCGUGUUCAUUUUGGGCCCCUCCCACCACGUGCUCUACCGGGGGGUGGCCAUGGUGCUGCCGUUUGCCUACUACGACACUCCGUUAGGACGGCUUGCUGUCGAUACUGAAGUCGUUGACGAACUCACCAAGUUGCCAGUAUUCCGCAAAAUGCUGGAGGACGUCGACGAAGACGAACACUCAUUCGAAAUGCACGCCCCGUUCAUCUACUACAAGCACCCGUCGGUGAAGAUUAUUCCCAUCAUGAUCUCAAGCAUGGACGCCAAGUUGUGCCUGGCGCUCGUGGCGGCGCUUGAGCCCUACGCUGCUAACCCGGAAAACACCUUCUGCGUGCUGCUGGACUUCUGCCAUUGGGGGCGCCUGUUUGACUACACCAAGUACAUCGCCGACCGGCCGCUGGGUCCGGUGGAGGACGCGCCGUUGACGUCGUUGCGCUCGGGGUCGCCUCCAGGGAUGCCAUUAUACAAGCUGAUUGAGCUUUUGGACCGGCGGGGGAUGGAUAUCGCCAGCUCAGGGGAUGCGGCGGGCUGGGACCGCUACAUCCAGAAGACGGGCAACACCAUCUGUGGCCAGAAACCCAUCCUGGUAUUGUUGAGACUUCUCCACGGCACUGGCAUCGAGUGGAUCGGCUACUCGCAAAGCAACAAGGCGAAGCUGCUUGCCGACCACAGCGUGUCGUACGCAUCGGGCUACGCCGUCGCGUGA